AAGCAACAUCUAAACAAUAUGGCGGCUAACAGGUGUCUUAUCGAUAAUUUGAAACGAUGAAGUAGCACCGUUUUCUCCUACAAUAUAACAUGAUGAUGCACAGAAUAUCGACUGGAUCUAACAUGGAUAUUACUACAUGGUCUUUACCGCACAAUAUAGGAACUUUUACUCGGAAAACGGAAGUUUAACACUUAUGAAAGUGUUAAAAAGUUGAUUUUUAAAUUAAAUUUAAAAAAAACAGUGAAAUAUGUCCGAGAAUUUGUCUCUGCUGAGCAGAGGAGUUGGGCAAAUCCACCGUAUUGACGAGGAUGCUGAGAAGAUUGAGGUCAAAUAUGAACCAGAGGACUAUUAUAACUGGACUGACAACCCAGACAGAAUGUUCCUGCCCCCUAUCCACAUCCCUAGGGUGGCAUUUCAAGACACAACCCCCAGAUCUGAUACUUCAAUCACAGGAGGCAAACACUUCGAAGCCCACCUGCCAAAAACAUUUACAACCAGAAAAGGUGCCAUGUUAUUGUUCUCGGAGAAUCUGGCAAUGAAAAACAAAUCUGCUCAUAGACCUGUAAGGACUACAUCGCGGAAACGUAGGAAAAAUAUUUCAAAGAGUUUGGAUGAUUUUGAUGUGAAUCUCAAUACUGUGGGAGACUUGACUAAGGAAAUAUUAGCUUUUGGAGGAGACCAAUAUGGGGAUAAGGAAAAUGACAAUGGUGUUUAUCUUGGAUUUGUCCAUAAGAGGCGACGGGACCCCUACAUUCGACCAAUUAGACCAGGGUAUUCUGCCAAACGAUAUCUUCCUAGUCUCACAAAAAGUUUUGAUGAUUCUGUCUUGGAAAAACUUACCAAUAAAGGUCAAGUCACAGAACAAAGCUUGUUUCACAAUAAUUUACUUAUACCCUGGCUAAAGAAGCGCUACAACCCUGACCUCACCGUAGAGCCUCCCCCCUAUAGGCUGAUGCGGCAGUGGCUGCGCUCCCCUGGAAAUCUCACUGGCUACACAUUCUACAAGACGCAGGGGGAUGAGCAGCUAGAAGAUGGGGGAAACUUAAUGAGUCUUCUUGGAGACUACAGUGAGCGACCUGACACUCGAGCAACCUUGAAAGUUGCAGAGAUUCUCCCAGGUGGCAGCACUAGAGAGGUUACAUAUGCUAGUCUUGACAAUAAAACAAAAGAGUCCGUCAUUACAGAUCUUCUUGUUAAAAGUGCGCUCAACCAUGCCAUGAAAAAACAACAGCAAAUAUUCGAAGAAGGUCUGUCUAGGGUGGCUGAAAGUAACUUCAACUCGGGGCAGAAUAAUCCUGAUAUGUCGGAUAACACAAGGGAUCAGUUAUUCUCCCCUCUUCCUAAGUUCAGCAUGCAAGAGGCUGUCAAGUCAUUGUUUGAUACACCAACUGAGAAGUACGAUGGACCAGAACCUUCAAAGAAAAUGAAAGGGAAGAAGAUUCCACCGCAUUCUGCCAAGUCACACGAAGCUCAUGGGAAAGAAUGGCCUCAAACCGGGGAUAAAGAAUACAUGGGUAACAUACCUAUAGCUUCUUUAAAAGAUACAUCCAGUAACAGCUCCAGGAGAUCUAGUGUCGAUAACAAGUUCUCGGCACUCUCUCCUGAGCUAUCCAUGAUUCCUGAUUUAGAUGAGAAAAUGGUGUCCAGAGAAGGGCAUUUUCCAGUGCUGCCACCUAUUGCUCAAGCGAAGAUCAGUAAUGUUCAAUUUGGGGUUGGAACAAAACCUCUACCUGAAGUCGAGGUGGAACCCCCAACCCCCCAGAACUCUUCAAUGGGAUUCUCUAAUAAGCCAGGGGGACCCACCAGGGACAACACAUUUGCUCUGAUGAGGGACAAAACAAUGGCUUUGUCAGAAUCACCAGAUGAGGAAGAAGUUGUAUGGGGUGGAGCUAAAUACGAUGAGGCAGCCAUCUUGAAAAAAGCAGAGGAGGAUGCGAUGCGGCAACAGCAGCAAGUGCCAGAGAAGGUUUCCAUUUACAGUUUUAAUGACAGGGUCAAAGAUUUGGGCAGUAGUACGGGGGAUUUGUCAAUAGGUGGGCCUAGUGGUAUGCAUGACUUGGACCCAUUGCCCAAUCAAAAACUGAAGACCCACAAUACUGGCUGGAGAGGAAGUAACAAGUCUUUGAAUAAAUCAAAAGAUGCAGGUUCUGUAAAAGGUAGCAUAGUUCUCGGGCCUGGGGGUGAAGCGAUUGAUAUAGGGGGUCACGUUGCAUCCCCUCUCAAUGCCAGCGAUUCUGUGUUAUCGGCUGUGAGACAGGCUAACAAACUUGACACAGAAAGUGAGUCUGACGAUCAGCCAGACUGGAAUGUGAUGGUGACAAAGGUGGAGAAACAGGUGGAACAAGUAACAACAGCACCUGCUGCAGUUGUCAGAUCAAGGAAGAGCUCUCUGGCCAAAUCUGGAGGUCCAAGAGCAAAGACCAUGCCUGAGACCCAGAACAUUGUCUCAGUACCCAGUUGGAGAAAUGAUGAUGAUGACUCACCCAGCCUCCAGUCUGUUGAGAUAGAGGUCGGCUUUGAUAGGGCCUCCUCACCUUACUCAGCUGCCAAGCUUUCCUCAGGGAAUGAGGCGUCCAGUGGGGAAGAGACAGAUAUGGGAGGGGCUGUCACUGCAGCUAUUGUCACCCGCAAGCCAUCAAUGGUGCCACCUGAGUCUGUAUCGAGAGUAUCACAGAUACAGAAACCAUUGAAAGAGAAAUCAAUGGAGAAGCCACAGAAAGAAUUACAGAAAGAAAAGUCGAAGGAGAUGACGAUACAGAAGGAGAAAUCCAAAAUGAAAAUCAAAGAGAAAUCAAGAACACCAAAAGAACAAAUCAAACCUAACACCCCACAAUCCAUUAAACCUAAAACUCCAGCUAUUGAAGUUGAUGGCUAUGAAGCGGAAACAGAGGAACUUGCUCCUCCACCUCCUUCAUCUUUAGCGCCAUCUAAUUUGGAUCGUGCCUCAAUUCAUUCAAAGAGUCCUCAUUUGAAACCCACCUCAAGCAGACUACCUACAAGAUCCAAAUCACGCACACCCAAAGUCAAAACACCCCAAGGAUUCAAAGAUGAUGUUGAUGAUUAUUUUGAAAAUGAUAUUGAUGAUGAAUUCCCCACUUCUAGAGUUGGGUCUGAGGCUGCAUCAGAGUCUCAACUGGGAGUCAGUCAGGGCAAAGUGUCCACCAUAUCAGAAAAGGUAGUUCUUGAGAGGAUCAGACAUAGUGCAAAGAAGAUAGCUGAAGAUGUAGUCAGUAAAGGAGGCAAGAAUCUGGAAAAGGAUGCUUUGCUUGCUGCUGAUAAUUGGUUGAGAUGGCAUCCACCUAGAAAUAUAUCCAGACCUCAUUCCCUUGCGGAGGAAGCAAUGAAUAAGUGGGGUGAGACUGAUAGCAAAAGUGUAAAAAGUGCCUUUGCUGGUGGUCUUCCAACACAUGAACAGUACAAGGAAGUACUUAAGGAAUCUUUAGCUUCUGCAUUAUCCAGCACAGGUGAUAAGGAAAGUGACAUUGGUGUAGACAACAUUGAAGUUGCUGAUGAGGUCAUCGAUGCCCUCAUAACAAAGGAGCUUGAACCUGAAGACAUAGAGCUAGUCAAAGAUGAGGAAAGUGGUUUGAACAUUGUCAGAAUUAAAAGUUCAGCAACUGAACAACCUCCGACAGAAUACGACGCUCAAAGUGAGGCUGCGUCUAGCCACCAUACAGAAGCCACUAAGAGUGUCCUCAGUGUCCGUAGUGCUAUUAAAAGCGUUCAGAGUAUGGUUGAACAAAGUGUUCAUAGUGCUGCACAGAGCAUUCAUUCAGAUGCAAGAAGUGUUCAUAGUGCAGGAGAUGCAGAGUCUGUACAUAGUGGGGGAUCACAUCCCAGUACAAGUAGCCAUGCUGCGAGUAACAAAACUACUGGAUCAAAGCCUAAGAGUAUAGCUAAAUCAGGCCAUGUCUAUAAAAAACCAAGUGAGACAGGUUCCAUUUCAAGUAAAGUACCUGCCUCAAUACCAGGACAGCGUGCUGACAAUGCUGACCUUGAGCUGGAUAUCAUUAACUAUGGUGAGGGUGAAGAAGAGAAAAAGUCUUCAGCUGCAGCAUCCAAUGAACAAGAAGAAGACGAUGAUGUUGAAGAAGACUCUGAUGAUGACAGUGUCACCGAUAGCGUUAUAGAAGCUGCAAAGUCCCUUGAUACAGCAACACCUGAUGCAGAAAAAACAAGGAUAGACCUCCAACCAGAGGGAGCAUCUUUACCAGCAGAUCAGAGAUCAGUCGCAAAAUCCCGAGUGUCUUUCAGAGGCGAACCUGAACCAGAAAAAGCUGAAUCUGACACGGACUUUAAGUCUCAGAUUGAAGACCUUGUCAAGGAGACUGGUUUGAGAGUUAAGAGUGUAAAAAGUGCAAAGAGUGCAAAGAGUGUGGCCUCCAAAGGUAGCAAGGGAAGCAGCAAGAAGAAGGAAGAAUUCGUUGUUGGCAAGGUCCCAGACAAGAAGGAAUUAGAAACACUCUAUGCUCCCGUGGAACCCCCACCCCCUCCAAAGCAAGAGAAGAGCAAGGUUAAAGAGAAAACAAUUGUGAAGCCAACCCCUGCUGCCACACCUGCAAAGACACCGGCCAAGACACCAGCAUCAAAGAAGUCAAAGAGGGGCAAGAAGGGGAAGAAAGAGCAGCCGGCACCUGAGAAAAUAGUCAAGGAGCCCACAAAAGAGAAGAUCAAGCCUGAGCCUGUUAAGAAGGCCCCUACCCCACCACCCGAGGCUCCCAAAGAAGCCGAUCCACCACCCAGGGAGGAAGAGACCCCGUCACCAGAAUUCAAGAGGGAACUGACCAAAGAGUUAUCAUUUGUGAUCGUGCGUGAUGAGUAUUCAGAUGACGAGGAUGCAAUACCAAAGCAGACUUUAGCCUCAAGACGUCCCACUAUCAACCUGCCUCCCCCUCCCUCUUCCAAUUUUGACACAGAUGAUGAUACUGGUUCCGAAACAUCAUCAAACCUUAAGAAUAUUAGCAACAAAGAAGCAAGAGCUGCUAAGAGGGCAGCAGCUGCAGAAAGACGACGUAGAGAGGUGGAGAAACGUCGUAAAGAGCGGGAAGAUCAACUCAAGAAGGAACGCGAAGAGAUUGAAAGGAAGGAGAAAAUGAAACGUGAUCUGGAGGAAGAAAGGAGAAUGAAAGAAGAGGAAAGAAGACUUGCCAAAGAAGCCCUAGAGGCAGCAGAGCGGAGAGAGGAUGAAGAAAGGGAGGAACGUCAGAGGAGAGAGGAGAAAGAAAGAGAGAGAAACAGAAGACUGAAAGAGGAAUAUGAGAGGAAGCUAGAGGAAACCAGGAGACAACAUUUGGAGGAAGAACAGAGACGAAUGGAGGCUCUCCUGCAAAAACAACGAGAUGAUGAGGUCAAACGACGAGAAGAGGAGAUGAUGUUAUAUGCCAUGGCAGAGCAGGAACGAAUUGAAUAUGAGAAGAAGAAGAAACUUGAAGAGGAGAGGAAAAAGAAAGAAGAGGAAGAACUAAGAAUCAAGCGUGAAGAAGAAGCUAGGCUGAAAAUGGAAGAAGCGAUGCGAUUGGCCGAGGAGAUGGAACGCAAGAAAAUGGCGUUGGAAGAGCGGAUGAAGUUUGCUCGAGGCCUUAUGGUGGAAUCCAAGGGUCUAGAACACAGUCAAGACGUCAGUAGGGCCUUUGUGUUUUCAUACUAUGAACUUUUACAAUGGCUCGGACUCGACCUUCCUGAGUUUGAGAAACAAAAGAAAGAAUUUGAUCUGGGAGGUGGACAUUAACAUUUAUUGUAUUUCUAAUCAAUUGAAGUCAAAUCAAUUUUAAUUUUUGUUUCUGUAUUUGAACAUAUAUUUCAAUUCAUUUUUUUAGAAAAUUAUAAAGUUUGUAUUGGCAUGAUUGCUUCCAAAAUUGCAUUUAUUAAACACUGCUAUUUCAUUAAAGACUGUAGUAUGAGUUUAUCAUACGUGUAUUAUUUCAUUAUAUACUGCAUUACUAGUAUACAGUAUAUAUACUGUAUAUACUGUAUUCUUUCAUUAUAUACUGUAUGACUAGUAUUUCAUUAUAUACUGUAUAUUCUGUAUUAUUUCAUUAUACAGUGUACUAUUUCAUUAAAUACUGAAUUAGUUCAUUAUAUACUGUACUAUUCAUUAUAAUAUUGAAUUAUUUCAUUAUACACUGUAUUAUCUCUUUGAUUCAACUGCUGAUAAUUUCAUAUUACUGAAUGAUAUUUAUA
Molecule: messenger RNA, 6180 nt
Organism: Owenia fusiformis
Lineage: Eukaryota; Metazoa; Annelida; Polychaeta; Sabellida; Oweniidae
Source: the annotation of a GenBank genome assembly